This is a messenger RNA of Ictalurus punctatus (channel catfish), 2348 nucleotides long. RefSeq lists its product as uncharacterized. Bases 187 to 1353 code for a protein of 388 amino acids. Lineage: Eukaryota; Metazoa; Chordata; Actinopteri; Siluriformes; Ictaluridae. The record is from RefSeq and is a predicted model, not a curated record. The transcript is spliced from 6 exons.
AAAGAUGAAUAUAAUGUAAAAUAUAAUAGUAUAGGUCUGUGGCUUUCCAGAUAAAACUUAUAUGAAUAUUUUGACACACAUAUUAAAGUAGAAAGUACCAGUAAAUUAGGCAUGAAGUACUGAAACCACUUGUACCAUUCUAUCCAUUUCAUUAGGUAAGAAAACAGGAAGUGGGUCAUUGCAGAAAUGCAAUCUUUCUUCCUCUUUUUUUCCUCACAAGAAUGUUAUUUGUCAUGUAAAACAUUACCCACAGCUUCACCCUGUUUGCACGGUUUCCCAAAGCAGUAUACAUUUCCCUUCAGUUGGUUUGUGGGCUUCUGGAUGUUUUUGCCUCUCUUCUCUGGACUUAGCGAGAGAAAAAAAAUGCAGGACGUCUUUGGGAUCCUGUUGAUGUUCACAGGAGCUGCAUCAGGUUUGCUGUUUCAGGAUCCUGUUGUCUGUAGAUUUAAUGAGAGUAGUCUGUGUUAUGUAGCUCUGGGACAACGACUGCACCUGCAAAUUCCCCUGGAGUAUAGGUUUGAACUAAAGAUCACAGACAAGACAUCUACCACUCGUUCCAUUUUAAGAUAUAUAAAAACCCAAAGUGACCCACCAAAACCAAAUGACCCAAGAUGGCAGUUUGAUAAAGAUAAAACUAUAAUACUAACCAGUGCAGAGAGGAGCGACUCUGGAACAUACACUUUAGACACCUUUGAUGCAAACGGAAAUAAUAAAGGCAGUUAUACUCUCCAGCUGUACAUUGAAGCUAAGGUGUCCUCAGUGAGCAUCCAGUACAACUGCUUGUUCCCUGAGGUCAGGAAAGUGCACUGUUCUGCUGAUGGAGACAACCUCCAGUUCAGCUGGACUUCUGAAUCAACCAUACGGUUGGAGAAUGAGAACAGCACUCUCGUACUGGAUAAAAAUAAUGAUGGAAAUGUCACCUGCCAUGUCGAAAAUCACGUCAGCCGUGACAACAAUUCCAUUGAACUCCAGUCAUGUCCCAAUUUCACUCUGAUUAUCCUGAGCUUGGUUUGUGUGCUUCUCAUUGUACUAUCGGUCUUAGCGUUCUACAUAUACAAGAGACUAGGCCUAUGGAAAAAAGACCCUUCUCAGGAUGGCAAGGAGCUUGUGUAUGCGGACAUCACCCAUUUACCCACGAACAAGACAGAGACAAGACCAACUACAUCACAAGCUCAGGACAAGGACAUGGAGUAUGCCACGGUGGUCACUCAUCCCAGCCAGAGGAACCAGAAGAAGAACGAGGAAGAGGUGCAGUAUGGCAAGCUGGUGUUUAACACGCCUGACCAAAAAAAGAGCGUGAUGCCCAAAGUGCAAGAAGAGUGUGUGUACUCACAGGUCCAGCAUGGUCAAUAAGGGACACACUCUUAGCCUGUCUCGGUAUGUAUUUUAUUGCAAGAUCAUUCUGGUAGAGGAAGUAGCUGUUGAUGACAUUUCACCCAUACACACUCAUCUCUUACCCAAAAUCAAACCAUUUCACUAUCUGAUUAUCUAAUUACUAAAUCUUUUAGGCUGCAUACAAGCACAGUGGUUAGUGUUUCAUAAAGUGGGUACCAAAAAGGAAUGAAUGAAUUUAUGUAAUUUUCUAUUUAAAUGUAAUGUUUUGCAGUUGCCAUUUUACGUCCAUUCCACUAGGAUGAAAUGAAACCGUGUAUUGAGUGCUGAGUUCCUAGGCUUUUUUCCCCAAAGGCAUUUGUGACUCAGUAUCAUUUCACUAAUGAAGAGAAAAUAAAUGGGAUCUUCCUUCUUGCAGCUUUAAGUGUUGAACUUAAGACACAGCUGUGGCUUCAUGGACAGCUCACACACUGCUCUUUGAGUUGCUCCAUCUUUCAAAACCAACAUUUCUGCUUCUCAGUUUAAAACAAAAUGACACCUUGUCACUGUGGUCAAGUGCUGUACAUAAGAAGUGUGUAAAUUAUUCUACGAGGUUGUUUUCUACCAUUUAAAAAAUGUUACAUGGAUAAAAUGAAUGGUUAAAAUGUCAAAUUGUUCAGUUGUAAAUGGAUUUUCAGCUUAUGAUGUCUAAAACUUUCAGUUUGUGAAAUUGUGUGUGAAAUCAUGCCUUAAGAAUUGACACCUGAUGUUUACUCUCUUGCUAAACACAUGGGCAGAAAAAGCAUCAGCCAAGUCAGAGAUAUUAUUUUUUUAAUUUUAUUUUUAAUUUUUUUUUUUAAAGCUAUAAAUGUGUAUAGAUGGAUGUAUUAUAUUUCACAUUGCCUUGGUUGCAUUGUCAAUUUCAAACUUGUAUCUUUGUAUUAUAUUGCAAUAAUUAAUGGAAAACCUAUUCCUGUAACUAUGCAGAGCCUCUGUUAGUACAUUUAUUCUUGAGUAAAGCAGUGUUUUACAGUGUU